UUUGUAGCAAUCAUUUUAUUUCUGGUAAGUAGAUGAUGUGAAAUACUUUGGUAAGAUUUUUAAUCUCUUCUCGGGAAUCAGUCCUCACUUCCACAAGGAAUAAAAUUGUUGACCGAACCAAAUGAUAGCAAAUCACCUCGCGCACAUGUUCGCACGUAUGGUCUGUCAUCUUUGAAGUUGCGUGAAUUAUCAAGAGAUAACCAAGUUAUUUCUUACGAAUUGUCCGACAAAAUGACCUAAAUUAAUGAUUUUUAUCAUUACAUAGAAAUUUUGUCAAAGAAAUAGGACAUUAAUGAAUGUUUACUUGUAGGAGAACGUGCUGAGCUCCUGGACACCACCAACCAUUACUGGGCACCUACCAUAAAUCUUGGUCACGACAAAAUUAAAAAUUUUUCCCUGGCAGUUGAUCAAAAUGCUCGUGCUCAAAAGAGGAAUGAAAUCAAACGGAAAUAUGAUGAGUUAACUUCCUCUAGUACUACCCAAGACAGCACUGUGGAGGAGGUUAUACAAAGUUGCGAGUUUGUCGAGACUGAAACACCUUCACGCACAAGCAAUUUCACUUCAGGGUUAUGUCCCAUUGAGGAUGGCACUUCAGGGUCAUGUCCCAUUGAUUAUGGCACUUCAGGUUCAUGUCCAAUUGAUGAUGCCAUUAACCUUGCUGACAGCAGUGAUUGUAAUGAUAAUGAUAAACAUGACCAAUUUUGCCAGACUGAAAAAAAGGUUUUGUCAGAGGGAUGCUACCAGACUGACCUUGAUAUGGCCCAACUGGAGAGACAGCAGAUCUACUUGCAACACAUCACUGAUGAGCUAAGCAGUACAAAGGGGCAACUACUUUCUCUUCAGUUAACAAUGGAAAGCUUUACAAAUAAUGAUGAAAAAACCAAGUUUUAUACAUUUUCCCUUUCAAUGCAUGUUUUUAAUAUUAUUGCUCCUUGCAUAAAAAUAACCACCCAAAAUGCACUAGGCCAGUUUCAAGAGUUUCUCUUAGUUUUAAUUAGACUUAAACUCAAUUCUCCAUUGCAGGAUUUAGCUUUUCGUUCCAAUAUAUCUGUGCCAACCACAUCAAGAAUUUUUGACAGGUGGACACAUGUAAUGUCUAUCACACUAAAGUUUUUAAUCCAGUGGCCAAAUCAUGAUGAACUGCAAGCCACCAUGCCUGCAGUUUUCCAACACAAUUUUGGCAAGAGAGUUGCAGUCAUCAUUGACUGCUUUGAGAUCUUUAUGAAGAGACCAUCUAGCCUAAAUGCUAGGGCAAUGACCUGGUCUAAUUAUAAACAUCACAAUACUAUAAAGUUUCUUAUUGGUGUAACACCACAAGGUGUUAUCUCAUUCAUUUCAAAGGCAUGGGGAGGGAGAGUGAGUGACAAAUAUCUCACAGAAAAGUCUGGUUUGUUGAGAAAGCUUUUACCUUGGGACAUAGUGCUUGCUGACAGGGGCUUUGAUAUUGCUGACUCUGUUGGUCUUUAUCAAGCUCACCUUCAUAUACCAGCAUUUACUAGAGGUAAGAAACAGUUGUCUGCAGAGGAAGUGGAGCAAACCAGAAAAAUUGCUAAUGUCCGAAUCCACGUGGAAAGGGUGAUUGGUCUUGUCCACAGAAAGUACACUAUAUUGCAAGAAAUACUCCCUAUUCAGCUGGUGACAGUUCGGCAAGGUGAUGACUUGGCUCCAAUAGACAAAAUUGCGGCAACUUGCUGUGCGCUUACUAAUAUAUCAGAGUGUCUUUUGCUGCCCAGUUAUCCACGAGGUCUGGAGUACCAGAUAAUUCACAAUGUCGGGAUAUUCCACGCUAGGAUAAUCCACUAAAUCCUCGCUACACUCCGAUUUUUUUAACGUGUAUGGAUCAAAUCCACAGGUAAGAACUUUUACUU
Stylophora pistillata is the source of this 1868-nucleotide messenger RNA. RefSeq lists its product as uncharacterized. Lineage: Eukaryota; Metazoa; Cnidaria; Anthozoa; Scleractinia; Pocilloporidae. The record is from RefSeq and is a predicted model, not a curated record.